AUGUACCACCACCCUGCGGCGGCGUACUACGCGCACGCGCACGCCUCCAUGGUCGCGGGGGUGCCUUACAUGGCCGGCGAGUCUGUCUCGGCGGCAGGGAAAGGGAAGAGGGUGGGGAAGACACGAUGUGUCCCUUCUGGCGAGAUCAAUUUCAGCUCCGGGAGCGGCGAUGCCGGGAGCCAGGGGUCAUUGGAGAAGGGAGAUACGGGCGCCAAUCAGAAGGGCUCAUCAUCAUCCGCGAAGAGGAGGAAGUCCGGCGCUGCAAAUACAGAAGAUGGGUUAUCAGUUAUCACAAACCAUAAUUCCUGGAUACAAGGUGAAUCUCAGGCUGCCACAGUGCAGAAUGCUGUAACCGAGCCGCCAUUGGAAGACAAGGAGAGGUCUACAUCCAAACUGUUGGUUUUGGCACCUGGGAGGGCGGCACUCACCAGUGCUGCACCGAACUUGAAUAUUGGGAUGGAUCCCUUGAGCGCUUCUCCAUCCUCCAUAGUACAGGGGGAGGUGAAUGCCGCAGCUUCUUCCCAGAGUAACGCUUCACUGUCUCAGAUGCAAGAAUGCGAAGAGCUAGCCCAGAAGGUAAGUGAGCUGACCGCAGCGAACGGCACGCUUAGAUCAGAACUCGGCCAGCUUAAGGACUGCAAAACCAUGGAAACAGAAAAUAAACAGCUGAUGCAGUCAGAGGGCCCUAGCGUUGUGACUACCCUGAGCAUCCAGGUCGAAGCGCCCGAGCCGCAUCCAGAUCGAAGCCCGAGACUCCCUGUAGUAGAGCACCUGCUGCCUCAAACUUCAGAGAAGAUGUGCACGAAUGGCUGUUUGGUCGCAGGUUACUCCAAGAAGAAGUAG
This is a messenger RNA of Triticum turgidum subsp. durum (durum wheat), 843 nucleotides long. NCBI's taxonomy places the organism in Eukaryota, Viridiplantae, Streptophyta, Magnoliopsida, Poales, Poaceae. The record is from the annotation of a GenBank genome assembly.